Onychomys torridus (southern grasshopper mouse) is the source of this 2309-nucleotide messenger RNA. It is a transcript of the gene Znf830, whose product is annotated as zinc finger protein 830. Gene Ontology annotation, molecular function: nucleic acid binding; zinc ion binding. Gene Ontology annotation, biological process: nuclear DNA replication; mitotic DNA damage checkpoint signaling; mitotic DNA replication checkpoint signaling. NCBI's taxonomy places the organism in Eukaryota, Metazoa, Chordata, Mammalia, Rodentia, Cricetidae. Gene Ontology annotation, cellular component: spliceosomal complex; nucleus. The record is from RefSeq and is a predicted model, not a curated record. The coding region runs from base 24 to 1136 and encodes 370 amino acids. The transcript has a single exon.
GCGCCUGAAUCGCCGGCCCAAACAUGGCGUCCUCCGCUUCUGCCGGGACUCCGGCGGGGAAGCGGGUGGUGAAUCAGGAAGAACUGAGGCGGUUGAUGAAGGAGAAGCAGCGCUUGAGCACCAACCGGAAGAGGAUCGAAUCCCCGUUCGCUAAGUACAACCGUCUGGGGCAGUUGAGCUGCGCACUUUGCAACACUCCGGUCAAGAGCGAGCUCCUGUGGCAGACCCAUGUUCUGGGAAAGCAGCACCGGGAGAGAGUAGCCGAGCUGAAAGGCGCCAAGGGAGCAACCCAGGGCCCGUCGGCCAGCGCAGCGCCUCAACCUAUCAAGAGGAGAGCGACGGAUGCAGAGAGCCAUGACGCCAAGAGAACCAAGGCCUCCGUGGGGCCUCAGGUACAGCCCUCCACCUCGGCCUCGCCCGCCAACUUUGAGAAAUCAGGAAAGGAGGCUGCUAGGGCAACCUCCAGUAAACCUUCUGGACUCGGUUUACUCCCUGAUUAUGAAGAUGAGGAAGAGGAGGAGGAAGAAGAGGGAGGUGGAGAAGGAAGAAGGGACAGCAGCAAGCAUCUUCUAGAUGCACAGGGCAAAACCAAAGAACAUUCUCUUGCCUCUCCGACAACAAGCAAUGUGCUGCCAAAUGAUCCCUUUAAUACAAAUCCUCCCAAGGCCCCCUUAGUUCCUCAUUCAGGGUCAAUUGAGAAAGCAGAAAUACACGAAAAAGUGGUGGAAAGGAGAGAGAACACCGCCGAAGCAUUACCGGAAGGGUUCUUUGACGACCCUGAGGUAGACGCAAAGGUCCGGAAGGUUGAUGCCCCCAAAGAUCAGAUGGACAAAGAGUGGGACGAGUUUCAGAAGGCCAUGAGGCAAGUCAACACUAUUUCCGAAGCUAUAGUUGCCGAAGAGGAUGAGGAGGGACGGUUGGACCGGCAGAUUGGAGAGAUUGAUGAACAGAUAGAGUGUUACCGUCGGGUGGAAAAGCUGCGGAAUCGCCAGGACGAAAUAAAAAACAAACUUAAAGAGGUCCUGACCAUAAAAGAAUUGCAGAAGAAGGAAGAAGAGAAUGUGGACAGUGAUGACGAGGGAGAAUUACAGGAUUUGCUGUCUCAGGAUUGGCGAGUGAAAGGGGCUUUGCUGUAAGGUUUUGAAGACCCAAGCUUUCCAUUAUUCUCCGCUGCCCCAUAAAAAGUGCUGUGCUCUAGUACUUGUGUUGCUCUAGCCUUGGGUACCCUGAGUUGUUGAGAUAAAAUAAGCUAGUGAGCAGUAAUACUUCGGGGAAAGUACAGCGGUGCUAUUUAUUAUAAAAUGUUUGAGGUAAACCUGUUUUUGACAUUUUUGAAAUUAUAACCGCAAAUUGCCAACUUUUUCGUGUUUACAGACUUAAUGUUGCUUUUCAGUUGUAAAUACUGUGCAUAGCUAAAUAUAUAUUUACAUAAGUCACUGUUUUGAAACUUAUAAAUAGAAGUCAGACCAAAAAGACACGUUUCUAUGACCUUGAUGUACAUAUAUAUUUUCAAGCCUUAAACUCCAGGGUUUGGAGCUUUGGUAAGGUUGUUUGUAAAGGCUACUCAUAAACACAUAUAUUUUUUUCAUAAAGCAGUGAAUGAGUAUUCUGUUUUCAAAAGCAUACUUCAUGAGAUCACUGAGAAAAACAUGCCCCAAAUGCCCAACCUCCUUAAGCCAACAUUUCUUUGGACAAGACCAAUGGUUGUCAGAAAUGUAGGUCAGUAUCACCUGUGAAACUUGAUUGUGCAUGGAAUGUCAAAUCACCUAUGCAGCAUUAGUGCCUGAACCCUAGCCUUAGAGUCCAUAAAUCUAAAGGGGUCCAGAUGACAAUACUCCUGAAUGUUCCCAGGUUAUUCUAAUAUCUGCCCACAUUAGAGAGCAGCUGCCCUAAGUCCAGACCUAUUUGUAUAUUAUUUCAGGGUUGGUUUUCCUCUAAUAUGUUCUGUAAAUUUGCUGUACUCCCUGCCCCGCAGUGGUGCUAGGCAUCCUAUCCAGGGCCAUGAGUACAUGGUUACCUGCUAGGCACAUGCCACCACAGAACUGGUUUUCAAGUGAAGGAAAUAUUACCUUUUAUUUCUACCCCAUUGAGGCUGGAAUUUGAUUUUUGUGGUAAAAUAGGCUUGUAUUUACAGGUUCUUUCAAUUGCAGGAAGAUGUUUAUGUUGCUAAGAAAGCAAUGACAAUUGCCUUAUACUAACUGUUGAUAGUUUAAAGUACUCCACAUUUUGGAGGAUGAGUUGUUAAAAAAAGGAAAAUCAAUAGCAGUGUUUUAUAUACAGCAUGUUCAAAUUUAAUAAUAAUAAUAGCU